GGGGGGUCCGAGGUUAAGCCACAUUCAGUACCCUACCAGGUGGCUUUACAUUUAGUCGGCUACUCGAACCAGGUUUCUUUCUGUGGGGGCUCCCUAAUCGACCAAAGAACCGUCCUAACCGCGGCCCAUUGCGUGCAAAACGCCAGACAAGCCAGAGUAACUUUCGGGGCCCACAACUUGAGAAAACGGGAAGCUGCCGCUAUUUCAAUGAUCUCAAACAAAUUUACCGUGCACGAAGGGUGGAAUUCGCAGUCUUUAUCGAACGAUAUUGCUUUGAUUCACUUGGCGCAACCAGUGCCACUUAAUUCCUAUAUUCAAAUAAUUCCGCUUUCCCGCGACACGAGCACACACGAAGGUCAAAUGUCGUUAAUCACCGGCUGGGGCAGGUAUUCCGAUCGAAUUCAGGGCACCAGCGACAUCUUACGGGGAACAAAGACACCAAUCGUCUCCAACAAUAUCUGCAACUACUAUUUUGGAGGUAUCGUCACCUCCAAACAAAUUUGCACCUCUGGAAGUCAAGGAAAAGGCAGCUGUAACGGUGACAGUGGCGGACCUUUGGCCAUUGGAGGAAAACAGGUUGGACUGGUGUCAUUUGGAAUUCAAUAUGGCUGUGAGGUGGGAUUCCCAGCUGUAUAUACCAGGGUUGCCAACUACUACAACUGGAUUCAGGCACAUAAAUAGAAAUUGUACAGGAUU
This is a messenger RNA of Brassicogethes aeneus, 696 nucleotides long. The record is from the annotation of a GenBank genome assembly. NCBI's taxonomy places the organism in Eukaryota, Metazoa, Arthropoda, Insecta, Coleoptera, Nitidulidae.